This is a messenger RNA of Solanum dulcamara, 1414 nucleotides long. RefSeq names its product delta(12)-fatty-acid desaturase FAD2-like. The coding region runs from base 89 to 1228 and encodes 379 amino acids. Gene Ontology annotation, biological process: lipid metabolic process. Gene Ontology annotation, molecular function: oxidoreductase activity, acting on paired donors, with oxidation of a pair of donors resulting in the reduction of molecular oxygen to two molecules of water. NCBI's taxonomy places the organism in Eukaryota, Viridiplantae, Streptophyta, Magnoliopsida, Solanales, Solanaceae. The record is from RefSeq and is a predicted model, not a curated record. The transcript has a single exon.
AAUUGAAUACUUGAAAUUCCACAGAUCCGGCAAGUCUUUGAGGUAUUUCUCUUCCUACCAAGAGUCUGUUACUCUUUUCUUUAUUAACAUGGGAGCUGGUGGCCAAAUGUCUAGACCAAUGAGUAAAACUGAACAAAAGAUUAAAGUGCCACUUUCCAAACCCCCUUUUAUACUUAGUGAACUCAAGAAGGCCAUUCCUCCUCACUGCUUUCAGCGAUCUCUCGUUCGCUCCUUCUCCUACGUUGUUCGGGAUCUCACACUAGUCUUUGUCUUGGGCUAUAUUGCUGCGAAAUACUUCCACCUCCUUCCAUCCCCAUAUUAUUACCUAGCUUGGCCUAUUUACUGGUGUGCUCAAGGUAGUGUUUUCACUGCAAUAUGGGUCAUUGCCCAUGAAUGCGGCCACCAUGGCUUCAGUAAUUACCAAUGGAUAGAUGACACUGUUGGUUUUAUCCUCUACACCUCAAUUUUUGUGCCCUACUUCUCUUGGAAAUUUAGUCAUCGUCGUCACCACUCCAACACGGGUUCCCUUGAGUAUGAUGAAGUGUACGUGCCUAGGCUUAAAUCCGAACUAAGAUGGUUCUCCAAAUAUUUUAACAAUCUACCAGGACGAAUAGUUGCAUUUACCACCACACUCACUAUUGGCUGGCCUUCUUACAUGGCCAUCAAUGCCUCCGGAAGACCUUAUGAUCGUUUUGCAAGUCACUAUAAUCCAUAUAGUCCGAUGUACAAUGACCGUGAGAGGCUACUAAUCUACAUAGCAGAUUUAGGUCUGAUUGCAUUUAUUUAUAUGUUGUAUCGUAUUGCUAUGGUACAAGGGCUAGCUUGGGUUGUAUGCAUGUAUGUGGCGCCCCUCCAAUGUAUGAACAUCCUUGUAGUGGUACUCACUUUUUUGAACCACACUCACGCAUCAGUCCCACAUUAUGAUUCUUCCGAGUGGGAUUGGCUAAGAGGAGCUCUAGCUACGAUAGACAGAGACUGGGGUAUACUAAAUGAGAUUUGUCACAACGUUACAAAUACUCAUGUUUUGCAUCAUCUCUUCACAGCCAUACCACAUUACCAUGCUGUGGAGGCAACCAAAGCUAUCAGGCCAUUACUUGGAGAAUACUACAAUUUUGAUAGUACCCCAGUAUAUAAAGCAAUAUGGAGGAAUAUAAAUGCGUGCAUCUAUGUGGAAAAGAAUGAAGAAUCUCAAGACAGAGGAGUUUAUUGGUAUAAAAACAAACUCUAAAAGCUGAAUGUUUACUUACAAUUUGGCUAUAUGUUAAUCCUUAAUCUGUAGAGGUUGAAUUAAGGUUUACUUAUAAGCUUGUAAUAGUUGUGUUGUUGCAUUUCGAAAUAUAUCAUAUGUUUCAAUAGCCUGAUUAUAACUGUAACUAUAAGUUACGCUGAGUACAAUGGUUAAUUAUCAAUCUUA